Molecule: messenger RNA, 336 nt
Organism: Emys orbicularis (European pond turtle)
Lineage: Eukaryota; Metazoa; Chordata; Testudines; Emydidae
Product: thioredoxin-like
Exons: 4
Coding region: 1-336 (111 amino acids)
Cellular component (GO): cytosol
Molecular function (GO): protein-disulfide reductase activity
Source: RefSeq, a predicted model, not a curated record
AUGCAGCAACUCUUCCUUUUCACGCAAAUGUGUUCAUUUCAGAGUGAAUUUGAUGAUUUUUUGAAGGCCGCAGGCUCCAAACUCGUCGUCGUUGACUUUUCGGCAAAAUGGUGCGGACCUUGCAAAGCAACCGAUCCUGUCAUUCGUGACCUGGCUGUUCGGUAUGACAAUGUGAUGUUCUGUAGUGUGGAUAUCGAUCUGGCAGAGGACGUGGCUAAUUCUUGUAAAAUUAUCGCCAUGCCGACAUUCCAGAUGUACAAGAAAACGGAAAAGAUUUGCGAAAUUACUGGUACUGACACCGGGAAGUUGGAAGCAAAGAUUGAAGAACUAAUGUAG